AUGAAGCGGGACUUGAAACGUUGGAAGACUCGAGGCUGCGCAGAAAGCUGCGAGAAGUUAAACUUGAAGGGUAUAUACAGUAACUGUUACUGCUGUAAUCGGCAGAUGCGCCUCAAGUGCCUGCACACCAACCAGCUGCUGCCAGGCUCCCACAUGCCCCGGGGCUCGAUGCCUGCGCAGGGGCUGGGGACCCAGCGGUUGAAGGAAACUGCAGGGCCGGAGCGCGCCCAGAAGCGCCAACACCGGGAGAACUCCGACCCCACGCCCCAGCAACGAGCCGUGCCCCUCCCGGGGGCGGCCCCUCGGCGGGCUCAAAGCCGGGCUCGGCCGCUGCCCGGCGAGCAGCGUGCCGCUGUCCCGGUGCUGCGGCUCGUCCCUUCCUUCCGCCGGGUGCCGCCUUCGCAGCGCCCGCCCUCCAUCGCUCCCUGCUCGCAGCUGGCGGGCGCGGGGCCGGGGCAGCGCCGCGCCAUGGAGGAGGCGGCGGCCGCUGCUGCCGGGGCACCGCCGUCCGGGGCUGCUGAUGCUGCCGGGGCCGAGCCAUCGCCCGGGGCCGCCGCCGCCGCUCCGCGCCGGGUGCUAGCUCUGCUCAGGGCCAAGCUCUGCACCUGGCAUGUUUGGAAAACUGUAAUUCUGGGGCAGGUGCUCUCCUUGUUUAUCUGUGGGACUGCUGUUACAAGUCAGUACCUGGCAGAAGUAUUCGAAGUGAAAACACCAAUGUUGCAAAGUUUCAUCAACUAUGUUUUGCUGCUUCUAGUUUAUACAACAAUGCUGACAUUUAGGACUGGCAGUGACAGUCUUUGGCAGAUUUUGAAACAGAGGUGGUGGAAGUAUAUUUUUUUGGGACUGGCUGAUGUUGAAGCCAAUUACAUGAUUGUAAGAGCCUACCAAUAUACAACCCUCACAAGUGUGCAGCUCCUGGACUGUUUUGGGAUUCCCAUGCUGAUGGCUUUGUCCUGGUUCCUUCUCGGAGCAAGAUACAGGCUGAUACAUUUUAUUGCUGUUGCCAUAUGUUUGCUGGGUGUGGGAACAAUGGUGGGUGCAGACAUUUUGGCUGGGAGGCCGGAAGGUGAAGGUAGUGACGUGGUGAUUGGAGAUGUCUUAGUACUUCUUGCUGCUUCUUUGUAUGCCAUUUCUAAUGUGAGUGAGGAAUACAUUGUGAAAAAUCUGAGCAGAGUGGAGUUUCUAGGAAUGGUGGGCUUGUUUGGGACUAUUAUCAGCGGUCUACAGCUAGCCAUUGUGGAACAUAAGGAGAUAAUGAGAAUUCAGUGGAACUGGAAAGUUGCUUUGCUGUUCACAGGCUUUGCCCUGUGCAUGUUUGGGCUGUACAGCUUCAUGCCAUUUGUGAUUAAAGUUACCAGUGCAACCUCUGUCAACCUGGGGAUUCUGACUUCAGACCUCUACAGUCUCUUCCUUGGCCUUUUCCUGUUUAUGUACAAUUUUUCAGGUCUUUACAUCGUGUCUUUUGUUAUCAUCAUGGUGGGCUUCACCUUGUACUGCUCCACUCCUACUCGGAGGGCAGAGUCCACAGCCCUGCCGCAGCCCGACAGCACCGGUCUGGACAACGCCGCGCUAAAGCUCGAGGAGAGUGACAGCGAAACCCCCGCCGUAACUGUGCAGUUCACAGGGGGAGAAACUCUGGUGGUCAGCACUGAUUAAAGAAAUGGCAGCACUUCAAAACAGAGCUUUUUUUUUUUUUUUUUUUUAAUUGCCAAAUUUCCCUCAAAUACUAAUCCAGAGAGCUGUCCUAUUGCCAGAGGCACAUGUCAUACUGUGCUGGGUUUAGUGCACUUGAUAGACUGUUAAGGCCAGAUCCUCAAUCAGUGUAUUGAUUUGCCCUUGCAGAAAAUCUGGCCUUUAGACAAAGUCAGAUUAGUAUUUAUGUGGAGUCUCUGGAAAGUGAGAGACUGUUAUUUUUAAGUGCUUAAUUAACUUAACAAAUGCUUGUGGG
Cinclus cinclus is the source of this 1948-nucleotide messenger RNA. RefSeq names its product solute carrier family 35 member F2 (gene SLC35F2). The coding region runs from base 1 to 1656 and encodes 551 amino acids. Gene Ontology annotation, molecular function: transmembrane transporter activity. The transcript has 9 exons. Gene Ontology annotation, cellular component: membrane. Gene Ontology annotation, biological process: transmembrane transport. The record is from RefSeq and is a predicted model, not a curated record. NCBI's taxonomy places the organism in Eukaryota, Metazoa, Chordata, Aves, Passeriformes, Cinclidae.